AUGCAAGCAUCCCCGUCAAAAGCCCGCGCUCAAGCCCUCGCGUCGCACGCUUGGUCCGUCGUGCACGAAUGGCUCGCGAGGCUCUACCACCCGUCACCUGUGCCGGCGUUCGAACGCAAUGCCGUCACGCUCAGGGCUUUACAGGGUCUGAUGGCAGAGAAUAUUGCUGCGGAUCGAGUGAGGGAGUUGUUGUUUGCGGCGAAAGUUGAAGAGUUGGCGGCUGGAGGGAGGGAGGAGGAGGACGAUGACGACGAAGGGAGAGAUCACGAAGCGAACGCGAUGUUUUCCAUGCUGGAGACUUCGUUGGCGUCGGCGGCGGCGGCACAGACAGCGCUCGAGUCUCUUGCCGGCUCAGUCGUCCUUCUAGGCGGCACCGGCGGUGUCUCCCCGUCGAAACCAUCGACAUCAGCGACGGACGAUGCCGGUGCCAGCGGUGUUGUUGCACAUCUCACAUCCCAAAUCGUCAACAUUCCCCGGCAGACCUUCGCGCUGGAGUCGCAACUCUCAGCCAUUGAAUCCCUUGCAGCUUCGCUCCGGAGCCAGAUUGUCGAAACACAAAGGACCCUCGCUGCUUUCGCCGCCGAGAGGGCUCCUCGAGAGCCGUCUUCAGCUCCGAGUCGUCCAGGUCCAGUAGUGGACGAUCCAACCUCGAGGUCGUCGACUUUUCGGCCGACCACCCCAUCAUCAUCAUCCUCCCCGACUACACCUACAACUACAUCAACGACGGAUCCCUCACACCUCCACAACCUCACGCUCCAGCACCAACGCGAGACGAAACAACUAACCCUCAAAGCCGCCGAGUACAAGUCCCGCAUCGAGGCGCUGGAACGGCGUCUCUCCACUCACCCAGCAGACGCACCCGAUCUCGCCGUCCUGACCACCGCAGUCGCUGCCGCUGCCGCUGCGAAGCAACAGUCCCUCUCCGCCAAGAAGAAGCAGCUCGAGACCCUCCAAGGCCGUUUUGAGAAGUUCCACGGCCUGCCGCCGGACGUGGACGUGUCGCGCGCCGAGGUGCGCCGGGCCGAGGGGGAAUUGGACGCGCUGAGGAGAAGGAGGGAUGAGCUUUUCGAGGCGCUGUAG
Molecule: messenger RNA, 1080 nt
Organism: Fonsecaea multimorphosa CBS 102226
Lineage: Eukaryota; Fungi; Ascomycota; Eurotiomycetes; Chaetothyriales; Herpotrichiellaceae
Exons: 1
Coding region: 1-1080 (359 amino acids)
Biological process (GO): spindle assembly
Cellular component (GO): HAUS complex; cytosol
Source: RefSeq, a predicted model, not a curated record